This is a messenger RNA of Camellia sinensis, 2640 nucleotides long. Its product is annotated as cullin-3B. Lineage: Eukaryota; Viridiplantae; Streptophyta; Magnoliopsida; Ericales; Theaceae. Gene Ontology annotation, biological process: ubiquitin-dependent protein catabolic process. The record is from RefSeq and is a predicted model, not a curated record. Gene Ontology annotation, molecular function: ubiquitin protein ligase binding.
UAAAAACUCUUAGAAAAAAAAACUUUGCAUUACUUGAAGAGAUUGUUUUGUUUCUUCUCUUGCUUCGUCGAUUCGAUCUCUGAUUCUUUUGCGUUCACAUUUCUGAUAGUCUUUCACAUAUUCCCUCCAUCAUCGACUACGUACGUCCCUUCCAUUUCGUUAUCAUCUUUAAUAUAAACUCACAAUCCUGAUUUUUCAAACCCUAAUUUCGAUCGUUGAAACAAUUCGGGUUUUAAAGGGGCUCGGAUUGGAUUUUUGGAGGGCUGUGUUGAUUGGGAAUUGGUGAAGAUGAGUGCUCAGAAGAAGAGGAAUUUUCAGAUAGAAGCUUUUAAGCAUCGGGUCGUGGUGGAUCCGAAAUAUGCCGAGAAGACUUGGAAGAUUUUGGAACAUGCGAUUCACGAGAUAUACAAUCACAACGCUAGUGGACUUAGUUUUGAGGAGCUUUAUAGGAAUGCUUACAAUAUGGUUCUGCACAAAUUUGGAGAGAAACUCUACUCGGGACUUGUGUCAACAAUGACAUUGCAUCUAAAGGAAAUAGCAAAAUCAAUUGAGGCUGCUCAGGGAGGUUUGUUUCUGGAAGAGUUAAACAGGAAAUGGGCAGAACACAACAAGGCAUUGCAAAUGAUCCGAGAUAUUUUGAUGUACAUGGACAGGACUUUCAUCCCUAGCACACACAAAACCCCAGUUCAUGAGCUAGGGUUGAAUUUGUGGAGGGACAACAUUAUCCACUCUAACAAAAUCCAAUCAAGGCUUCAGGAUACACUCCUUGAACUUGUGCAGAGAGAAAGGACUGGUGAAGUUAUAAACAGGGGGUUGAUGAGGAAUAUAAUAAAAAUGUUAAUGGAUUUAGGUUCUUCUGUUUACCAAGAUGACUUUGAGAAACCUUUUCUGGAGGUCUCAGCUGAUUUCUACCGUGGUGAGUCUCAACAGUUCAUCGAGUGCUGUGAUUGUGGGGAUUAUCUAAAGAAAGCUGAGAGACGUCUUAAUGAAGAGAUUGAGAGAGUCUCCCACUACUUGGAUUUGAAAAGUGAAGCCAAGAUCACCUAUGUGGUUGAGAUGGAGAUGAUUGAGAGUCAAAUGCAGAGAUUAGUCCAUAUGGAAAACUCAGGCUUAGUUAAUAUGGUUGUGGAUGACAAAUAUGAGGACCUGGGAAGGAUGUAUAGUUUGUUCCGCAGGGUGCCUAGUGGACUCCCAAUAAUUAGAGAUGUGAUGACUUCUCACAUUCGGGAUACAGGUAAGCAACUAGUUACUGAUCCAGAAAGGUUAAAGGAUCCUGUAGACUUUGUGCAGCGGCUCUUGGAUGAGAAGGAUAAACAUGAUAAGAUUAUAAAUUUGGCAUUUAACAGUGACAAGACAUUCCAGAAUGCUUUGAAUUCCUCAUUUGAAUAUUUUAUAAAUUUGAACCCUCGGUCUCCAGAGUUCAUAUCUUUGUUUGUGGACGAUAAGCUUCGGAAAGGACUGAAAGGGGUUAAUGAGGAAGAUGUUGAGAUUGUACUAGACAAGGUGAUGAUGCUUUUCCGUUACCUCCAAGAGAAGGAUGUGUUUGAAAAGUAUUACAAGCAGCAUUUGGCAAAGAGGCUUCUGUCAGGGAAAACUGUCUCUGAUGAUGCAGAGAGAAGUUUGAUAGUUAAGCUCAAAACAGAAUGUGGGUAUCAAUUUACAUCAAAGUUGGAAGGUAUGUUCACCGACAUGAAGACAUCUCACGAUACCAUCCAGGGGUUCUAUGCAAGCAUGGGUGCUGAAAUAGCAGACUACCCUACACUUGCUGUCCAGGUCCUCACAACAGGCUCUUGGCCGACUCAGUCGAGUGUCACUUGCAACCUUCCGUCAGAAAUCCUGGGGAUAUGUGAUAAGUUUCGGAUGUAUUAUCUUGGGACCCACACUGGGCGGAGGUUGACCUGGCAGACAAAUAUGGGCUCGGCUGAUUUGAAAGCAACAUUUGGCAAGGGCCAGAAGCACGAGCUGAAUGUUUCCACAUACCAGAUGUGUAUCCUUAUGUUAUUCAACAGUACUGAUCGGCUAAGUUACAAAGAAAUAGAGCAGGCAACGGAGAUACCUGCCUCGGACUUGAAAAGGUCUCUGCAGUCUUUGGCCUGUGUUAGGGGGAAGAAUAUCCUGCGGAAAGAGCCUAUGAGCAAAGAAGUGGCGGAGGAUGAUGCCUUCUUUUUCAACGACAAGUUCACAAGCAAGUUAUUCAAGGUUAAGAUAGGUACUGUUGUGGCACAAAAGGAGUCUGAACCAGAAAAGCAGGAGACCCGGCAGAGAGUGGAGGAGGACAGGAAGCCCCAGAUUGAGGCGGCAAUUGUGAGGAUCAUGAAGUCGCGGCGAGUGCUUGAUCACAACAAUAUUGUUGCUGAGGUCACAAAGCAACUGCAAUCACGAUUUCUGCCAAACCCUGUUGUAAUAAAGAAACGAAUUGAGUCCCUUAUUGAGCGCGAGUUUUUAGAAAGGGACAAAGUGGAUAGGAAGUUGUAUCGAUACCUUGCUUGAAAAAUUUACUGUUUGAUUUGUCUCAUUUUAAUGGGCUUUUCAUGCCUUGCUGGCGGAAUUGUAAGCUGGAUGUUGUUGGUGAAUCAUUGCAGGCUCAGUUGGGUUUUACUGAACAUUUAUUCCAUGCAUUUGGUGCCUCUUUGCAUUAUA